Messenger RNA from Heterocephalus glaber (naked mole-rat), 6713 nucleotides. RefSeq names its product IQ motif and Sec7 domain ArfGEF 3 (gene Iqsec3). NCBI's taxonomy places the organism in Eukaryota, Metazoa, Chordata, Mammalia, Rodentia, Bathyergidae. Gene Ontology annotation, molecular function: guanyl-nucleotide exchange factor activity. The record is from RefSeq and is a predicted model, not a curated record. Gene Ontology annotation, biological process: actin cytoskeleton organization; regulation of ARF protein signal transduction.
GACCGCCAGCCGGCCGCCGGGGCGCAGGCAGGGCGCAGGCGGCGGCGGGCGGCAUGGAGAGCCUGCUGGAGAACCCGGUGCGCGCCGUGCUCUACCUGAAGGAGCUCACGGCCAUCGUGCAGAACCAGCAGAGCCUCAUCCACACCCAGCGCCAGCGCAUCGACGAGCUGGAGCGGCGGCUGGACGAGCUGAGCGCGGAGAACCGCAGCCUGUGGGAGCACCAGCAGCUUCUGCAAGCCCAGCCUCCGCCCGGGCUCGUGGCCCCGGCGUCAGCCCCGCUGCGGGCUCCCGCGUCCAUCUCUCCUGCCGCCCCCGCCGCCGGUGCCGUCGCCGCGGCCCAGGAGCAGCUCCAAGACCACGGACAGCUCCCUCCCGUCGCCGCGCCGCCCUCUCCCGAGCAGCCGCCGCUUCAGCACCACGGACAGCUCGGCGCGCAGUCCCAGCCCGGCGCCGUCAGCAGGGCUCACCUGCCCCAGUCGCCCCGCCAGCACCUGGUGACCCUUGGGGCCGUGGCCGACAAGGAGAAGGAGCGUGCCCCGAGUUGUUGCGCUGCCGCUGGAGCCCUCCUUCCGCACAAAUCCUCGGCUGCCCUCGGCAAGGGCGUCCUGAGCAGGAGACCCGAGAAUGAGACCGUGCUGCACCAGUUCUGCUGCCCAGCUGCUGAUGCCGAGCAGAAGCCCACUUGCUCCGACCUGGCCUCCCAGAGUGACGGCUCCUGUGCCCAGGCCGGUGGGGGCAUGGAGGACUUCGCAGUGGCAGCCGGCAGACCCAGUGUCCAUGCCCCGAAGGCUGAAGCCCAGGAGCUGCAGGAGGAGGAGGAGCGGCCGGGGGCGGGGGGUGCCUCCCCCAGGGCUGGCCUGCAUCGUGCGGCCUCCCCCGGCCAGCAGCAGCCUGCCCUGGCGACGGCGCCCUGCUCCCACACCCCUGGCGCCUCUGAUUACGAACUCUCCCUUGACCUAAAGAAUAAACAGAUUGAAAUGCUAGAACACAAGUACGGGGGCCAUCUCGUGUCCCGGCGCGCCGCCUGCACCAUCCAAACCGCCUUCCGCCAGUAUCAGCUUAGCAAGAACUUUGAAAAGAUCCGCAACUCCCUGCUAGAGAGCCGCCUGCCUCGGCGGAUCUCCCUGCGCAAGGUGCGGGCGCCCACUGCGGAGAGCUUGGCGGCCGAGAAGGCGCUCAUGGAAGGCUAUGGGCUCAUGGGGCUGCCGCUGGUGCGCUCGCCCUCCCUGCCGCCCACCUUCGCGGGCACCCUCACCGAGCUAGAGGACUCCUUCACCGAGCAAGUGCAGUCCCUGGCCAAGUCCAUCGACGACGCCCUCAGUACCUGGAGCCUCAAGACCAUGUGCUCCCUGCAGGAGGGCGGCGCUUACCAAAUCCACCAGGCCCUGCACGCAGGCUCCGGGCAGCCUAGUCUGGAGGCUGAGAUGCAGGAGCCGGAGAACGCAGGUCCAGGGCCGGGGGAUGAGGGCACGGAGGCUGCCGGCCUGCCCCAGGGCCACGGCGGGACCCUCAUGAUGGCUUUCCGGGACGUCACGGUGCAGAUCGCCAACCAGAACAUCUCGGUCUCCUCCUCCACGGCUCUGUCUGUGGCCAACUGCCUGGGCGUGCAGACAGCCCAGGCCGCAGCAGAGCCUGCGACCAGCAAAGGCGAGCAGGGCGAGGCCCGGGAGGUCCCGACCAUGGGCCAGGGGGACGCGCCCGGGGAGGACACAGGCGCAGAGGCAGCGGCCGGCCGGGCCCCUGGCAGCCCCCAGCCAGUGGCCGCUGAGGCAGUGAUGGAGGAGGCCGUGGCUGCCGAAGCAGAGGAAGAAGAGGAGGCUGGGGAAGCAGGGAAAGGGGCGGAGACCGAGGUGGGUGGCAACUCGGAGCAGCUGAGCAGCAGCAGCACCUCCACCAAGUCGGCCAAGUCGGGCUCCGAGGUGUCGGCCGCGGCAUCCAAAGAGGCCCUGCAGGCCAUGAUCCUGAGUCUGCCCCGCUACCACUGCGAAAACCCGGCCAGUUGCAAGUCGCCCACGCUCUCUACCGACACUCUGCGCAAGCGGCUCUACCGCAUCGGGCUCAACCUCUUCAACAUAAACCCGGACAAGGGCAUCCAGUUCCUGAUCUCGCGCGGCUUCAUCCCUGACACGCCCAUUGGCGUGGCACAUUUCCUCCUCCAGCGCAAGGGCCUCAGCCGCCAGAUGGUCGGAGAGUUCCUGGGGAACAGCAAGAAGCAGUUCAACCGCGACGUGCUGGACUGUGUCGUGGAUGAGAUGGACUUCUCCAGCAUGGAGCUGGACGAGGCCCUCAGGAAGUUCCAGGCUCACAUCCGGGUCCAGGGUGAGGCCCAGAAGGUGGAGCGGCUCAUAGAAGCCUUCAGCCAGCGCUACUGCAUGUGCAACCCUGAGGUGGUGCAGCAGUUCCACAACCCCGAUACCAUCUUCAUCCUGGCCUUCGCCAUCAUCCUCCUCAACACCGACAUGUACAGUCCCAACAUUAAGCCGGACAGGAAGAUGAUGCUUGAGGACUUUAUCCGAAACCUGCGAGGAGUGGAUGAUGGUGCUGACAUCCCCAGGGAGCUGGUGGUAGGAAUCUAUGAAAGGAUACAGCAGAAGGAACUCAGGUCCAAUGAGGACCACGUCACAUAUGUCACCAAGGUGGAAAAGUCCAUUGUGGGCAUGAAGACAGUGCUGUCGGUGCCAUACCGCCGCCUGGUGUGCUGCAGUCGGCUCUUCGAGGUCACAGACGUGAACAAGCUGCAGAAGCAGGCCGCGCAUCAGAGGGAGGUGUUCCUCUUCAACGACCUGCUGGUGAUUCUCAAACUGUGCCCAAAGAAGAAGUGCGCCUCCACAUACACCUUCUGCAAAUCAGUCGGCCUGCUGGGCAUGCAGUUCCACCUCUUUGAGAACGAGUAUUACUCUCAUGGCAUCACACUGGUGACCCCUCUGUCGGGCGCAGAAAAGAAGCAGGUGCUGCACUUCUGUGCCCUGGGCUCAGAUGAAAUGCAGAAGUUCGUGGAGGACUUGAAGGAGUCCAUCGCUGAGGUGACAGAGCUGGAGCAGAUCCGGAUAGAGUGGGAGCUGGAGAAGCAGCAGGGAACAAAGACGCUCUCCUUCAAGUCCAGGGAAGCCCAGGUGGACCCACAGUCAAAGCAAGGAUCACCCACAGUCAAAGCCAAGAGGGACACUGCGCUGGGGGAGAAGCCCACAGAGAGCCCCGGGGAGGUGUCAAUUCACAACAGGCUUCAAACGUCCCAGCGCAGCUCCAGGCUGGGGGCCGAGAGGGGAGCGCCAGUGCCACUGCCAGACCCACAGCCUAGCCCUGUGAGAGAGCAGCCACCGCUGCCGCCGCUGCCACCCACACCCCCCGGCACCCUGGUACAGUGCCAGCAAAUUGUCAAGGUCAUUGUCCUGGACAAGCCCUGCUUGGCGCGCAUGGAGCCCCUGCUGAGCCAGGCUCUCUCCUGCUACACCUCGUCCUCCUCCGAUUCCUGCGGCUCCACACCUCUGGGUGGCCCGGGGUCCCCAGCCAAGGUCAUCCACCAGCCUCCACUGCCCCCGCCCCCACCCCCUUACAAUCACCCUCACCAGUUCUGCCCGCCCGGCUCCCUGCUGCACCGGAGGCGCUACUCCAGCGGCUCCAGGAGCCUGGUGUAGCUCUGCCUCCUACAGCCUGCUGCUCCAGGAAGACCAGCCACCAGGCGGGCCUCAGCUGCCCCUUGCUGCUCCCUGUAUCCUGGCAUACAAAGUCACCAGUCACUGUUUGGAAAGAGAACCCUGAUCCCUAGCACAUGGAUUUGCUUGGUCCAGCCAUCCUACCCUUACUCAGCUGAGCACCCCUCAAACCUGGAGAAACCACCUCCCUUUCCUGGGGUCCCACAGAGCCAGAUGAGGUGAUAUCUCUGGCCACCACUCCCCAGUCGAACCAUGGAGUGAAGAAACUCAGAGCUGAGGAGCUGACCAGCUUGCAGGCUUGGAGUCUAUUCAUGCCCGAGCCUCAGCCCAUGGGCAGGAGCAGGAGGCUGGGGUGGCUGGAGUGGCAACAGAGCCCUGGAUGGAGGGUGACUGGCCUGCAGCCAGGUGCACCUGUGGCUGAGCUGAGUGGAAGAGGGUAGCCCCAGCUCUCUGGAGGGCCAGCUGGCAGGAGGCAGAAGGAGGAGCUUGUUCUGCUCCCCUGUCCCCAGCCCAGAAGUCUCAGAAGGCUGCUCCUGGGUCCCCAAGGACAUUGGCUCUCCUGGCCCCUCCCCCCAGGGCCUUCUCAAGAGCUGCCCUGACUCCAGGAAAGCUUUAAGAAAGGGAGGAGGAAGGAGGAGCACUUGGCUCUCUCUAGGUUAGUUUGUCAGGGCCAUGAGAUGACAAGGUCAAAUAUCUGCAAAAUGCACUUUUGAAAAGCAUUCAGUAGUUCCCCGGCCCCAAGUGAAACCCAGCCAGUGCCAGGGGCACACAGACACACACCAGAACCAGGUUAAUUUCUUCCACUCUUUCCACAGACACAAGGGGAUGGGUGUGAUCCACCCAGUGGGGGUUCUAAGGGAGGUUCUACUGGGCCCAGAGUCAGGGCUGCCUCUUGUGUGACUCGGUGGCCUCCAGGAAGAACUUGUGUGCAGAAGUAGGCAGGAGCAUGGGGCCCCAGAGGAGUCGGGUCUCCCGGCUGCCUCAGGCUUUAACAGUCCCCUGUGAAGACACAGAUCCCCUCCAACGAGACUGGCUGAGUCCCUCAACGUCACAAAGGAGAGCCAAGCAGGGCUGCUGGCCUCCUGGGGUGAGCAGGAGCAGAGAGCCAGCCUCAGGUUCCCACAAAGCCCCAGCCCGAGGAGAGACGGCCCAUCCUCAAAGCCCUGGGUCAGUGCCCUGGCCACCCCAUCAUGGAGGUUUUAGGAAGUAUCUGCUGGAAGCCUGGCCACACUGUGGUCCUGUGCUUGCAACUACAGCUGUCCUUCCUCACAAUCCUUCCUCUGGAAGCCCAUUUAUAAAGCCUCCAGGGAGAUGCAAUAGAUAUUGGCUAUGUCUAAAGUGAAUUGGCUUCUCCAGCCCCAGCUCAGGCCCUGUGCUGCAGCAUCCAGGGCCAGGGAGGAGGCAGGGAUAAUCUCCACCCACAGAGGGGCCAGGUGACCUAGUUUCCCAUGCCUGUGUGUGAACACCCGGACGUCAUCAUGAGGUCACUUAGUUUAUUUCUGGAUCUGUCUUUGUCAGCCUGGUUUCCAUAACUUGGGACCAAUUUGCUGUCUCCCUCAUGACUCCCAGCCCAUCUGUUCCCCCCACCCUGGCGGCCUCGGCCCCUCAGGGGCUAUUCUGAACAGAGAUGCUUUCAGAGCCUGGAGGCGUAAGACAGCUGACACAAUCCAGACACCUUGCUGCCCUCAGCCAGGGUGGGAAACCUCAGGGUCUCAGGGGUGAUGGAGCUGUGAGGAUAGGAGUGGGUGAAUCUCCAACGAGAGGGCUGAAAAUGGAGUACAAAUUACAAAUAGGAGGCAAGGUAUGAGGUAGGAAAGAAUGUGAGUGAUGAGUGCAGCUAAAUGUACUUAUGAGAUGGGGGUGACUGGUGCCAGGGGCUGCUGGAGAAGGGCAUAGCCCUAGACAACUUCAUGCCCACUGUCCCUUCACGUCCUGUCAACUUCAUGCCUUGUCCCUGCUCACAGUGUGAGCAAAGUGCCCUCCUUUCCAGUUGGCAGGCACAGCAGUGCCUACCCCUCCCUCCCCCUCAGCCAAAGCCCAACUUCCCUGAUGGCAGCAACCAAGGUCUUAGGGCUGGCUCGUGCACAUUCUCUGAGGCCCUGGAUGUCCAGGCACCCAGUGCCCCUUCCCCAGGCCAGAGGCUCAUCCUGGCUUGCUGCAAGGUGGCCAUGGGCCCCAUCAGCAACCGGGGCAACUUGCACAGAAAGAGACCAGCCUGGGGUGGGCAGCACAGAGCAGCCUGAGGCAGGGAGGGUCUGGACAGGAGACAGCUGGGCCUCCUCACUGUUGGGCCAGCUGGAGUUCCCGCCUUCUGUAGCCUCCCUACUUGAUCAGUCAGCAGGCUAAGCUGGGACCAUUCUCAGUCUCCUCCCCAGAGACUGGGGACAUCCUCUGCCCUCCAUGGGAGCAGCCACGUCAGGGCCUCCCAGAGGGCCAGCAGAGAUGCUCAGGGGCCUCCUGCUCUCCCAAGACUAAGGGCAGUGCAGUGCUGACUGAGCCACAAUCGCCCUGAGACAGCCCCACUUCAUCAACCCUCUAGCCUCACUUUGGGGGACCUGGGCUCCUCUCCCAUUUUAUCUAUUUGGCCCAAGGCUGGAAUCAAGAGCGGAAGAUGAAACUAGCUUCCUCACCCCUUCAGGACAAGUCCCACUGCCAGAACUGAAGUGGGCCCCGUCCAACACUUAUCCCCCAGGUCUGCCUCUCUGACUGUCUGUCUGUCUGUCUCAAAGGUGUCUCGCUCCCACACACACUUAGGACCUCUGACUCCCCACCCACCCACCCACCUGUCCACCAGAGCCUGCCAGGAUAUCUCUUGUAGCCAACAGGCUUCCCUGGUGACCAUCUGUCUGUCUGUCCCUGAGUCGGGGGCACCUCCCUCCUCACUGCACCCCUCCCUGCUCGCACCCUUCACCCUGCCGGAGAGAUGCCUCUCUAGGGAAAGGCAGGGUGGCUGCACCCAGCAAUUAAUCCAAAUGGCAAAUAUUUUGUAACAAAAAUAGCCCAGAGGUAUUUUAUCUGUUCAAUUCAUAGUUUUAGAGAUUAUAUUGAAAUAUGUCACUU